UAUUAUUUUUAUCUGUUCUGUACAGCACAGGGGUAAUGGCAAUUUUUUUCCAGUAACCAGUAAGGUGGCCAUAAUCAAGACCCAAAACAAAAUUGUACCUAAUUUGAAAUUUUCAUUGAUAUUACAGGAUGGUGCUGGAGCUCUGGCUCUUCAGGAGAUAAGAAGUAUUGUGUGUUCAUACAUCCAUCAAGCAUUCCUCAAGGAUACAACUUUAGCCAAGUUGGUCCACUUUCAGGGUUACCCCGGAGAGUUACUCGGUCCAGUGGUACGAGGAGUCCCAUCUAUGCAUAUCGCAAUUGGUCUUAACUGGAUCCCAGAACUUCUCCAGCUGCCAGACUUGGACAAACAGUUGUUUGCUGUUGAGUUAACUUCUCAUUUGGCUCUCCAGAAUGCCAUGCCAUCUACACUCAGCAUAUCACGACUAGGAAUUAACACCAUGGCUACACUUCUCUCAGUUCUUGGUGAAGAAGAGAGAAUUAUGAUCAUGGAAGCAUCACUUCCAUCAUUGGUGGGUAUUGGCAGAGCAUUUCCGGCACUUACAGAUGAUCUCGUGCACUUACUGGUCAUGUAUGGCCGGGUAUCUACUGCUCAGUCUGCUCUCUCGGCAGCACCAGCUCCCAAAUCUAUUG
Homarus americanus (American lobster) is the source of this 629-nucleotide messenger RNA. Its product is annotated as integrator complex subunit 2-like. Gene Ontology annotation, cellular component: integrator complex. The record is from RefSeq and is a predicted model, not a curated record. Lineage: Eukaryota; Metazoa; Arthropoda; Malacostraca; Decapoda; Nephropidae. Gene Ontology annotation, biological process: snRNA 3'-end processing. The transcript has 3 exons. The annotation marks the transcript as partial.